AUGUCUCAGCCGCCGGCUGGGUACGAUGCUCUCCCCACCUCGACAGCGGCCGCGCCUGUGACGACACCCGCCGCUUCGGCACAACAAGACGGUCUCCCGCCCGGGCCGCCAUCAUCGGCGGGCAGCAUGAAUCAAGUACUACAGGCCAACUUUCUCGGGGUGCACAGGCUGAAGGUAAAGCGGAUAAAGGGCACCGAGUACACUAGGCAGUUGAGCAAGGUGGGCGUCAAGAGCGUGAAAGAGUCCAUUGAGGCCAGGGGUUGGCAAAGCGCUAACUCGCCGUACGUGCUAGUACCUCGUGAGCAGUUGCCAGAUGGCAAGCAGACAGUCUGGAAUAGCGAUGUCCUGUCGUCGCUGGAGGUUUACUGCCUGGAUGGCAAUCAUCGCCUGCGAGCCCUCACGAUCUUUUACGGCGGCGACUUCGAGCUAGAGUGCCGGUGCUACCUACAUUUCGACGAUGCUAUCAUGGUCAAUGCACUGGCGAGAAAUGACGUAUCGCCGGAAUACAUUGCAGGCGUGAACAGCACGACGGGGGCGACCGCUAAGACAACCACGUACGAUCGCAUCUUCUCCUGCAAGAAAGCGCUGGAGGCUAUCAUGGCUGCAGAGAACCUCGGAAACGACGCCUCCAAAGUGACAGCUAGAAUGCUGUCAGACGCUUACAAGAAGAGCGGAGACGCCCCCCCCAGCAACCCGAGUCUAUGCAGUCACGAGAGGCUCGUGAUAGGACUGAAGGGACUUGCGUUUGCGGCGCUCAAGGAGAUGUCGGAGAGCGAGGACAAAGGCGUGGACAUGCAGAGUUUGCCAAAAACCCUUCUCGACUGUGAGGCUGUGCUGAAGUUCCCCUUUGGGCGCGACUUUGAACAGUCGCUCCUCAUCCACAUCCUAGCAAGGUUCAAGUCCAAUGACCCAGGGAAGAAGAUGCCCGUCAAGAGUGACCUCCCCAAGCUAAGGCAACGUGCCCUCGAAGCUGGAGAUUUACACAAGCACGUGACCUCCGUCAUCCCGUUCUAUCACUGGAGUCCCGAGUUCCACAAGGCGCUUUUCGCGAUAGUGUACGGUAGGCACACGGACAGGAAUACUAAUUAAUGAAAGUUCUUUUCUUUUCGGAACUCAGCGUGAAGGGAUGGUUACUACAGUGCAAUGCAAAUGCUGCAACCGCUAGAAGAGUACUCUCAGCAUGAAUGUCCCUUUGUAGGGGGUGAAGGAGCAGGAGGAGGGGCUUUUUUUUUUUCGCUGUCACGACUACUUUUCUUUUUUUUAGAUCGACUGAUAUAUGACGCAGCAAGGUUUGUACACUGAAGUAUGCUGCUAUACUUACACACUGUCUGUUGACUUCUUUUAAGCUCGGCCCGUUGUAGUAACGUCUACAUACUGCACUGUUUCUCCCUCUUCCCUCGUUCUCUCC
Molecule: messenger RNA, 1408 nt
Organism: Ectocarpus sp. CCAP 1310/34
Lineage: Eukaryota; Phaeophyceae; Ectocarpales; Ectocarpaceae
Source: the annotation of a GenBank genome assembly